UGUAGAAUUGAGUGAUCGAAUAAUGAAUAUAAGUGAAAACCUCGGUGCCGGUUCCCAUGUAUUGUGACAGAGGAAAGUGCAUUUGGCGGAGAGGCUGAACGUUCCGGAAUCUCAGGAGUGGUUCUCCCAGUUUACGCUGGCGUGAUCAUGUUCUCGGUAGUGGCACAACAUGACUCCUUGAGCUCGAGAAGUUGGAAAAGUAAAAUUAACAAGUUCAUUGAGACCGUGCCGGGCAAGAUGAAGAACCUCAGUGAGCCCGUCACGCUCAUACAGGCGCACAUGCGAGCGUAUAUCGCCCGUAAGAGGUAUAAACAGCUCAGGAAAGCAGCAAUCCGAAUUCAAUGCUCGUGGAAGAGGUUGCAGGCUCAGAGGGAGCUCGAAAAAAGAAAACACGCCGCCGACGUCAUUCGAAUAUUCAUUCGGGGAUUCAUCUACAGGCGCCAGCCAGAGAGCGACGUUAAUCGAAUGUUCCUCCAGUGUCUACGGGUGAGAUUUCUCUGCGACUUGGCAAAAGCCCUGCCAAGGUCAGUGUUGGACAAGAACUGGCCGAUCGCCCCAUCGGCUUGUAAGGAAGCCUCAGAAAUCCUGAGAGGCUUGCACCGUCGGAUUCUGGUGCGUUCCUAUUUUCGAUCACUGAGUCCCGAAGCCCUCUCUCAACUCCGGUGGAAGCUCGAGGCCUCUGAACUCUUCAAGGGGAAGAAGUUGAGCUAUGCGAAGAGUCUGGAAAGAGCUUUUUGCGCGGAAAAUAUACGCGAAAGUUCGAUCAAACAGAAGGCAUCAUUCGAGAAAGCUAAUUUCAAGAAUGAUGAGUAUUUCGUGUACUGUACUGAUGUUGUCAAAUACGAUCGCCACGGGUACAAACAGAGACAACGAGUCGUUGUGCUGUCGAACCAGAGAAUUUACCUCGUCGACGAGAGAUUCAAACUCAAAUUCUCUGCAGCGUUCAGAACCAUGACCGGCGUCAAUGUAAGCUCGAUGAACGAUGGUGUUGUGAUUCUGAGAAUUCCGAUGUCGCCCCAGAACAAGAGCAAGGAGGGCGAUCUGAUUCUGGAUUUCGGGGACUCCCUCAUAGAAUUCGUCUCCCAACUCACCCUCAUCUCUCGGAAUCGGAAACUCCUUCACCGAUCUCUGAACUCAAUGGUGCAUCAUCAUAUCGGCGAAGGCAAAGUUGGAACGAUUCGUUUCCAACGUGGAGUCGAGUACGAUGUCACUCGCAGCAAAAGUGGACAAUCCCUGAUUGUGUCCAGCUGAAAGAGAGAUCACUCCUGCCCCUGCCCUCCGAGCCGCCGGACCGAUGAACCACUUCCGCCAUCUGUGGUGGGAAUCCUGAAGCAGAACCUGAUAAAUAUUAGAUGAGGCACGGGAGGAGCCUCAACUGGUCGUUUAUUCAAUCACGAUACUGCGACGAAUCAGUAACGAUAUUUAUUCAACAAGUAUUCGAUAUUCAUUACACGAAUCGAUGACUAGACUAUACGAUGUAUCCCUUACGGGUUCUGUAGGUACUUUCUCCAAGCUGUCUACCAAGUUUCCAUCGAUGGAAGAACUCUGGGCGGUUGUAAUUUUGGUCGAGUUGAGUCUGUGACUAGAUUGGAUCACACGGAUAAAUGUGAGAAUAAACCGGCGAACAUUCGUAAAU
Galendromus occidentalis (western predatory mite) is the source of this 1636-nucleotide messenger RNA. Its product is annotated as unconventional myosin-Ic-A. Gene Ontology annotation, molecular function: cytoskeletal motor activity; protein binding. The record is from RefSeq and is a predicted model, not a curated record. NCBI's taxonomy places the organism in Eukaryota, Metazoa, Arthropoda, Arachnida, Mesostigmata, Phytoseiidae. Gene Ontology annotation, cellular component: myosin complex. The transcript has 9 exons. Bases 148 to 1251 code for a protein of 367 amino acids.